Molecule: messenger RNA, 1671 nt
Organism: Sparassis crispa
Lineage: Eukaryota; Fungi; Basidiomycota; Agaricomycetes; Polyporales; Sparassidaceae
Exons: 5
Coding region: 1-1671 (556 amino acids)
Source: RefSeq, a predicted model, not a curated record
AUGUCUGCCAUUCCCACUCCACCCCCUCUCGAGGGAGAGAAGUAUACCUUUAUGCCCGAGGAGGUGACUGCGUCGCUCGUCGACAACAUGCACCCCUCGAAGGUCACCCAGCUCCAGCGAAAGAUGGGCGACACAGAGCUCUCAUACUACCUACCCUCACGGCAGACAGGCGUGAACGACAUGUACUUGCACCUUGGGUUUCAUGCCCCGGCACGCUUGACGCGCCGUGCACGCGUCCGUGCUGUGUGGGGCAUUCUCCGCCUCCGGCACCCACUUCUCGCCGCCCAGGUGCAGAUGCACGACUACGAUGACGUGCGGUUCAUUUAUUCCGCGCCAUCAUCACCAGACGAUGUCCUGGCAGAUGCUGAUGCGACCCUGGAGUACAGAAUGCAGGACAAAGACGAGCUCAUCGACACAUACCUUAAUGGCCCUCGCACCUUAUCCAACACCAGGCUGUCGUACCUUAUCCUCUCGGAGCCCGCAUACUCUACCAUUCCGACGCCUCCCCGCACACCAUCACCUUCGCGGACAACAACGACGUCGGGGCCGUCCGAGCAACAAGGCGAGCGCGCGAAUCAAUACGACCUCCUGAUAUGCGCGAUGCACUUCCUUGGAGACGGGAUGGCCCUACAUCAGUUCGCGAACGACUUCUUCGGGCUGCUGGGAAGCGAGAAGAGCGACGGUGAACUGGAGGAGGCUCUCACCGAAGAGUGGCGCACACGCUGGGAAAACGUGGCGCACGAUGCGAGCAUCCUCCCGCAGGCCCUGGAGCACAACAUGCCGCUGUCGCCCAGUCGAUUCCGCCGGGCCGCGGCCAAGGUCGACUUCCAGAUGUCGCAGCAGAAGCUCGUCGGCGGGCAGGCGUUUCCCCGGCAGAAGCACGCGGAACGCCAAACCGUCGUCCCCACGCUCGCGUUCCCAGAGGACCGCAGCAAGGCGAUGCUGAAGAAGUGCAAGGCGAACGGCGUCUCGAUUUCCGCUGCACUCUUCGCGCUGUGCAAUGUCGCGUGGGCGCGCAUGGGCGGCGGCGAGAGGGCGCUGCCCGUCCUGAUGUACGCCGCGCUCAACCUGCGGCCGUACUUUACCGUGAAGCGCCCCACACUGUGGGACUCGUAUUGGUACCUCGCGAUUGGGUACUUCGACGUCGUCCUCCCGAACUUCUUGCCGGCGGACCAGAAUCGCGUAGAGGCAAUCUUCUGGCACCGGGCCCGCCAGGCGAAGGACCAGAGCACGCACGCCGCGAAGACCCCGCUGGUCCCCUCGCGCACGCACGAGAUGGCUCGGGAGCGUGGCGAGCGUGCGUGCGGCUGGGCGCGAGAGGAUGACGAGAAGGAGAAGGGGACGUGGGUGCCACCCGCGCCCGCUGCACCGAGUGCGCCUAGAGAGCCCGUCCUGCCUGCGCGCGUUGAGGCGCCCUCUGCUGCGCUCAUCGGGCUGUCGCUCCUCGGGAACCUCGAUGGCAUAUAUAAGCACGCGACGUUCCCCAACAUCGAGCUGCACACGCUCACGACCGGCUCGCGGCAGCGGCAUGGCGCGAUGCUGCUGUUUGGUUACACAUUUAAGGGUAAGCUGUGGGUCAGCCUGGGGUACGACCGCAACGGGUUCAAGGGCGAUGUGGUUGAUAGAUUCUGGACGGAGCUGCUGAAGGGCAUUGACGAGUUCCUGCGCUAA